CUCACACUCAUGAUGCAAUCACAGAGGCUGCUCAGCUGAUGAAGGAGGCAGUGGAUGAUAUAAUGGUUACACUGAAUGAAGCUGCCAGUGAAGUGGGCAUGGUUGGAGGUAUGGUAGACUCAAUAGCUGAGGCCAUGAGCAAGCUGGAUGAGGGCACACCUCCAGAUCCAAAGGGAACAUUUGUUGAUUAUCAGACUACGGUAGUGAAAUAUUCUAAAGCCAUUGCUGUAACAGCACAGGAAAUGAUAGGGUUCCAGAUCAGGACUCGGGUACAGGAUCUUGGUCAUGGAUGUAUCUUUCUAGUACAGAAAGCUGGAGCUCUACAGAUUUGCCCUACGGACAGCUACACCAAGAGGGAGUUGAUAGAAUGUGCUCGUGCUGUAACUGAAAAGGUUUCCUUAGUUCUGUCUGCCCUUCAAGCAGGAAACAAAGGGACUCAGGCUUGUAUCACUGCAGCUAGUGCUGUGUCGGGGAUAAUUGCAGAUCUGGACACAACUAUCAUGUUUGCUACAGCUGGAACCCUUAAUGCUGAGAAUAAUGAAUCAUUUGCGGAUCACAGGGAAAAUAUCCUGAAAACAGCAAAAGCUUUAGUUGAAGAUACAAAGUUGCUUGUGUCUGGGGCUGCCUCAAGUCAGGAUAAAUUAGCCCAAGCUGCUCAGUCAUCGGCUGCCACCAUCACACAACUAGCAGAGGUGGUAAAACUGGGAGCAGCCAGCCUGGGAUCAGAUGACCCUGAAACACAGGUUGUACUGAUCAAUGCUAUUAAGGAUGUUGCUAAGGCCCUUUCUGAUCUCAUUGGUGCUACAAAAGGAGCUGCUAGCAAACCAGCAGAUGAUCCAUCCAUGUACCAGCUCAAAGGUGCAGCUAAGGUGAUGGUAACCAAUGUCACAUCACUUCUGAAGACUGUUAAAGCAGUAGAAGAUGAAGCUACUCGAGGCACAAGAGCUCUCGAGGCCACGAUUGAGUACAUCAAACAGGAACUCACGGUAUUUCAGUCGAAGGAGAUUCCAGAAAAGACAUCAUCACCUGAAGAAUCGAUCCGGAUGACGAAAGGAAUCACCAUGGCAACUGCCAAAGCUGUUGCAGCUGGGAACUCAUGCAGACAGGAGGAUGUGAUUGCUACAGCGAAUCUGAGCCGCAAAGCAGUAGCUGAUAUGCUAACAGCUUGUAAGCAAGCUUCCUAUCACCCAGAUGUGAGUGAAGAUGUUCGAGCGAGAGCACUGCGAUUUGGAACGGAAUGUACCUUGGGAUACUUGGACCUCCUAGAACAUGUCCUUCUGAUUCUUCAGAAGCCAACUCCAGAGCUGAAGCAUCCGUUGGCUGCCUUCUCAAAGCGGGUUGCUUGUGCUGUGACAGAGCUUAUCCAGACAGCAGAAGCAAUGAAAGGCACAGAGUGGGUGGAUCCAGAGGACCCGACAGUCAUUGCUGAGACAGAGCUAUUGGGGGCUGCAGCUUCAAUUGAGGCUGCAGCAAAGAAGUUAGAGCAGUUGAAACCACGAGCCAAGCCAAAGCAAGCCGAUGAGACUCUGGAUUUUGAAGAACAGAUCCUGGAAGCAGCUAAGUCCAUUGCAGCUGCUACCAGUGCCCUAGUCAAGUCAGCCUCGGCAGCCCAGAGGGAGCUGGUGGCACAGGGAAAGGUUGGAGCUAUCCCUGCAAAUGCAGCUGAUGAUGGACAGUGGUCUCAGGGACUUAUUUCCGCUGCCCGAAUGGUGGCAGCUGCAACCAGCAAUCUGUGUGAGGCAGCUAAUGCCUCGGUACAAGGUCAUGCUAGCGAGGAGAAACUCAUCUCAUCUGCCAAACAAGUUGCGGCUUCUACAGCACAGUUACUUGUGGCGUGCAAAGUGAAGGCUGAUCAAGACUCCGAGGCCAUGAGAAGACUACAGGCUGCUGGGAAUGCUGUUAAACGAGCAUCUGACAAUCUUGUCAGGGCAGCCCAGAAAGCAGCAUUUAGGAAAGCGGACGACGAUGAUGUGGUGGUCAAAACCAAGUUUGUUGGUGGCAUCGCUCAGAUCAUUGCAGCCCAGGAGGAAAUGCUGAAGAAGGAAAGAGAGCUGGAAGAGGCAAGGAAAAAACUGGCUCAGAUCCGCCAGCAGCAGUAUAAAUUUCUCCCCACAGAACUGAGAGAAGAUGAGGGCUAAACUGCUGAGAUGUUUUAAUGAAAUGAGCUCAAGGGGGACAGUACAGAGAGAACUAACCUGACAGCAUUCUGAUAUGCCAAGCACUUACCUAAACAAAUUGCCUGUAAUAGCUUUAGGUGAGCAGAGAACAAUAAAAGUUUGUUCUUUCUCAUCUGUUCACGUAAGGUGCGUGCUCAUCAAACAGAUGGUACAGUGUUAAGUCCACCAUUCCUGUUCCUUCCUUCCCUGACUCACUGUAUCUCAGGAGAGAAUGCCUCACUUUUUACAGAAGGUUAUAAAAUCAGUAUUACGUCAUUACCUUAAGCUUGAUCUAUUUAUUGUUCCUUGACCUGUUGUAAGACUUUGUUAAUAUUAAUAGGAGAACCAUUUAUCAUAGCUAUCUACCACUAUGGAGCCAGGGGAUUAUUUUUCCUUCAACAAGAAGACCAAGAUUAAGGUGAAUAUUUAUUUGAGAGGAAAAAGGUACCUGCGCGUGGGUUCUCGAGAUUGUGUCC
Messenger RNA from Chelonoidis abingdonii (Abingdon island giant tortoise), 2632 nucleotides. Lineage: Eukaryota; Metazoa; Chordata; Testudines; Testudinidae. The record is from RefSeq and is a predicted model, not a curated record.